AUGUCCACAACCCUCACGAAAAAGCAGCAGAAGGCUCUCGCCUUCCGUAGCAAACAAAAGGCCAAAAAGUCCGGUACCGAAGUUCCUGAAGAUUUGCCAGAGCAAGAUCUGGACGACAACGAUGAGAACGAGCAGCCCGAGGUAGUGGUCAAGGCAAACGAGAAAGAGAAGAGCGCCGGCAAGAGAAAGCGCGACGACGAAGAAGAGAAGGAACCAUCAGCAGACGACGAGGAUACCACUACGAAGCCAGAGGAUAAGGGCAAGGGCAAGGAAACGAAGAAGAGAAAGACGGCUUGGGACGAAGAGGAAGAGGGGAAGAAGAACAAGGGGAGGAAGGAUGCCAAGCAACGCUUCAUUCUCUUUAUCGGCAACUUGACUUUCAAGACGACGCGUGAGGAAAUACAAAAACACUUUGAGCCUGCUGUUGGCCAUCUUCCUUCUGUCCGUCUCCUGACGACUAAAGCCACCCCCACCCAACCUUCCAAAUCCCGAGGAAUUGCCUUCCUUGAGGUCCCCUCCUCCACAGCUAUGCAAGCCUGCCUCAAACUUCACCACACCACCAUCAAUGCUCGUACAAUCAACGUCGAGCUCACAGCAGGUGGUGGUGGUGCGGGUGAGGAAAGGAAGAAGAAGCUCGAUGAGAGGAAUCAGAGGGUUGGAACGCAAAGAGAGAAGAAGGCGGAGAAGGAGCGGGAACUCAAUGGUGGUGAAGACCCAGCGCCUGUGGAACAGCCUAUGGCCGAUGGCAAGAAGACGCGGGGUGGCAGGCGAGUCAGGGCUAAAGCCGGAGACCAGGCAUCCGGAGAUGCUUCCUCGAGGCCAUACCAGCAAUCGAGUGGAGGUUAUGGCAGAGCUGGUCAAGGGGGACCUCAGCAGAACGGCCGUGGACCCUACCAAAAGAAGAAGUGGGAGCCUACGGGAUCCAACUUUAUCACUGUGGCGAAACGACAAUAG
Cryptococcus wingfieldii CBS 7118 is the source of this 954-nucleotide messenger RNA. RefSeq names its product nucleolar protein 6. The transcript has 4 exons. The coding region runs from base 1 to 954 and encodes 317 amino acids. Gene Ontology annotation, molecular function: RNA binding. NCBI's taxonomy places the organism in Eukaryota, Fungi, Basidiomycota, Tremellomycetes, Tremellales, Cryptococcaceae. The record is from RefSeq and is a predicted model, not a curated record.